This is a messenger RNA of Cricetulus griseus (Chinese hamster), 1691 nucleotides long. The record is from RefSeq and is a predicted model, not a curated record. NCBI's taxonomy places the organism in Eukaryota, Metazoa, Chordata, Mammalia, Rodentia, Cricetidae.
AUGACGCCCUGCACUCUGUUGGUCGCAUCCAACCUUCAUCAAGAGUUAUCUGUGUCCAGGUAUCAGUUUAUAAGGGAGAACAAAGAAGAAAAAUCUCAGGAGACACUAGAAAAGUACACACCCCACAGACCCAUCACGAAGCUGCCACCGAGAGCUCAAAUAAAGAACAAGACUGCUGUCAGGACAGAGGAGCGGGGCCAGCAGAGUCAGAACAGUGAGGAAGCCAGAGGAGAUGGGGAGAAGAAGAGAAAGGCGGGGCCUGUGGCAAAGACACUUGUUCCAGAAAGUUGGGGAAGAAAAUUGGCAGCCACAGCAACACUGUUAACAAGGCUGAGAAAGAAAGCGACCAGCAGAGGAGCUGUUCCAGCCAAGGAGAAGGUGGCCCAGGUCAAGCCCUCCCCCUCCUCUUUCCCUCACCACACCACACAAAGAAGGCAAAAGCUGAAGGCAUCCAACUUCAAGUCUGAGCCUCACUGGGAUUUUGAGGAAGACUACCGCUUGGAUGUGGGGGGCCUGCAGACGACCUGUCCCGACUCUCUGAAGAUCAGGGCCUCCAAGUCACCGUGGCUCCAGAAUAUCUUUCUGCCCAACCUGACUCUCUUCCUGGACUCUGCACACUUCACCCAGGGCGAGUGGGACCGCCUGGAGCACUUUGCACCGCCCUUUGGCUUCAUGGAGCUCAAUCAGUCCCUGGUACAGGAGGUGGUGACCCGCUUCCGACCCGUACCCCAGCAGCAGCUGCUCCUGGCCGGCCUCCCCCCGGGGAGCUCCAGGUGCAUCACCUGUGCCGUGGUGGGCAAUGGCGGCAUCCUGAACGACUCCCACGUGGGCCAGGAGAUAGACAGCCACGACUAUGUUUUCCGACUGAGCGGCGCUAUUACUAAAGGAUAUGAGCAGGACGUGGGGACGCGGACAUCCUUCUACGGCUUCACUGCCUUCUCCAUAGUCCAGUCGAUCCUCACACUGCGUGGUCGAGGUUUCCAGCAUGUGCCUCUGGGGAAGGAUGUCCGAUAUCUCCACUUCCUGGAGGGCACCCGGGACUACGAGUGGCUAGAAGCGAUGUUUUUGAAUCAGACCAUGGCAAAAACCAAACUUUCCUGGUUCAGGCACAGGCCCCAGGAAGUGUUCCGGGACGCCUUGGACUUAGACAGAUACUUGCUGCUGCACCCAGACUUCAUCCGUUACAUGAAGAACAGGUUUCUGAGGUCGAAGACCCUGGACACUGCUCACUGGAGAAUAUACCGGCCCACCACCGGUGCCCUCCUACUGCUUACCGCCCUUCAUCUCUGUGACAAGGUGAGUGCCUAUGGCUUCAUCACCCAGGGCCAUGAGCGCUUCUCUGACCACUACUAUGAUACAGUGUGGAAACGGCUCGUCUUUUACAUAAACCAUGACUUCAAGCUAGAGAGAACCGUCUGGAAGCGGCUGCACGAUGAAGGCAUCAUCAGGCUGUACCAGCGUCCAGAAAAUCCGAAGGAGAAGAGCUGAGCAGCCAGGCUUCAGCAGUCUCCUGGAUCACACAGGGCCCGGGGCACAAGGAUUCCUCAGAUGUCCCCAGCCCUCUCCCAGGACUCUGACCUGCUCCAAGCCCCUCCAGAGCCCCAAGAACAGCUGUGAGACCGAGGCUUUGGCGCUCUCUGGAAAGUCACUGCAGGCUCUGGGAGUUUCUUGCUCAAACCCCACACUUAGAA